AUGGGGGUAGACUACCAUGACCCGGACCACCCGCGGCUUCGAAAUGUUCAUCCCCCAAUGAAAGUCUCCUUGGCGACUCCGAUCUUCAUUUUCGCCGGUGGAGUGUUCGUGCUCUUCGUCAGCAACCUGUACACACAGUUACAACAUCGACGCCGGUUACGUCGGAUACUCGAGAGCGAAGACGACGACCAGGACCGAUAUGCGCGGAGCAAUACGCUGUCCGCCGCGCUCAACAAACAUGUCUUCUAUGCGCCGCUGCUGUCGACGCGGCAUAGUCGCGAGUUCCGGGUGGGGCGCUGCCACAUGGGGAUCAUCCCACUGCGACUGGAGGCGAUUCUUUUGACCGUGUAUAUUGCGCUGAACGUGGGGUUCUUCUUCGCGACGGUGGACUGGUGGGCCGAGUGGGAGGAGGUGAUGUACCAGCUUCAGUAUACGAGUGGCACGCUGGCGGUGUUGAAUCUGCCCGGGUUGAUCCUCGCGGCGGGUCGCAACAACCCGCUGAUCCCGCUGCUGGGGAUCAAGUUUGAUACGUUCAAUCUGAUUCAUCGUUGGGCCGGGCGCUUGGUUGUUGCGGCCUCGAUUGUGCAUGUCGUCUUGGCGAUUAUCCCUCGGCAGAAGGAGUUGGGUAGUUUGUCUGCUGUGACACAGGUUGUCUGGCACACACCGUUUUUCGUCUAUGGUAUGACGGCUUUUAUCGCAUUUGCGGCUAUCCUUGUGCAGUCCAUCUCGCCUCUCCGACAUGCCUUCUACGAAGCGUUCCUGCAUUUGCAUAUCCUGCUGGCCAUUGCGUCCAUGGUGGGGCUUUGGUACCAUCUGCGUGGCAUGUCGCAGCAAACGGCGCUGUUGGUCACGUUGAUUCUCUGGGGUUUUGAUCGAGCCACCCGCCUGGGCAUCAUCCUCUGGCGCAACGUCGGCAAGCAACGCACGACGGCCACCGUGGAGCUUCUGCCGGGCGACGUCGCCCGCGUGGACGUCGCGCUCGCCCGCCCCUGGACCUUCAAGGCGGGGCAGUACAUGUACCUGUACCUGCCCUCGCUGGGGCUGUGGACCUCGCACCCCUUCUCCGUGGCCUGGACCUCCUCGGACCGCAGCAUUCUGCCGACCGAGAAGCGGAGCUCCAACGACUCGAUCAACCGGCUACUCGGUGGGCCGCAGCAGACGACCAUGUCGUUCCUGAUCAAGCGCCGCGACGGGUUCACGGGGAAGCUACUGUCGAAAGUGCACAAAUCCUGCGACGGGAGCUUCGAAGCGACCGCGCUGGCGGAGGGGCCGUUCGGCGGCCUCCACUCCCUAGCCUCAUACGGCACCGUCCUCCUGAUCGCCGGCGGCAUCGGCAUCACCCACCCGAUGUCGUACCUCCAUGAAUUCGUAACCAACCUCACCUCGCAGACCCAGGCGGUCCGCCGCGUGACCUUGGUCUGGGUAGUGAGGAGUUUAGACCACCUCUCCUGGAUCCAACCCUGGAUGACCUCCCUCCUCAACCACCCCGCCCUGCAAAUGGCCACCCUCCGCAAACGCGAAUCCUACUUCCAGUUUCCCGAGUUCUUCCUGGGCAUCCAAAUCUACGUGAGCAAAAUCGCCGCCUCGGCGGGGAGUAUCGGCAGCACGACCAGUAGCGGCAGCGAGGCCAGCCCCACGCGCUCCGACACCAGCAGCCCCGAGGACUUUUUGGUGGAAUGCUCCCCCUGGGCGAGCGUGGCCCCGUCCUCGGUCCCCGUGGCCAUCCACACGGGUAAACCCUGCUUCGACGAGAUACUGCGGGCGGAGAUGGCGCGCCAGGUGGGUGCCAUGGCGGUGAGUAUCUGUGGGCCCGGGGCGAUGGGGGAUGAUGUGAGGCGGACGGUGAGGGAGUGUCAGGGUGCUGGUGAUGGGGGUGGGGCUGGGUUGAGGGUGGAUCUGUAUGAGGAGAGUUUUUCGUGGUGA
This is a messenger RNA of Aspergillus brunneoviolaceus CBS 621.78, 1923 nucleotides long. RefSeq names its product ferric reductase family protein. Bases 1 to 1923 code for a protein of 640 amino acids. Gene Ontology annotation, biological process: iron ion transport; copper ion import; intracellular iron ion homeostasis. The transcript has 6 exons. Gene Ontology annotation, cellular component: plasma membrane. Lineage: Eukaryota; Fungi; Ascomycota; Eurotiomycetes; Eurotiales; Aspergillaceae. Gene Ontology annotation, molecular function: ferric-chelate reductase activity. The record is from RefSeq and is a predicted model, not a curated record.